AUGAGUUCAGGGUCAAAUGACAGCUUUUCCAAUGAGGAGAACUUCAAAUUUUUUGGACUUGGUGGUUGUAACGAAGUUGGACGAUCAUGUCAUAUUAUCGAGUAUAAGAACAAAGUUAUAAUGUUAGAUGCUGGUAUGCAUCCAGCUUAUAGUGGACAUGCAUCAUUUCCGUAUUUUGAUGAAUAUGAUUUAUCAAAAGUAGAUAUAUUAUUAAUAAGUCAUUUUCAUGUUGAUCAUUCAGCUUCAUUGCCCUAUGUUAUGCAACAAUCAAAUUUUAGAGGUAAAGUAUUUAUGACACAUGCAACAAAAGCUAUUUAUAGAUGGUUAAUGCAAGAUUUCGUUAGAGUCACAUUAAUUGGGAGCUCAAGAAAUGAUGGUGCAGAAGAAGGGGGAAAUUUAUAUACUGAUGAUGAUAUUUUUAAAUCGUUUGAUAAAAUUGAAACAAUAGAUUAUCAUUCAACGAUGGAGAUUGAUGGUAUCAGGUUUACAGCUUAUCAUGCAGGUCAUGUUUUGGGUGCUUGUAUGUAUUUCAUAGAAAUUGGAGGAUUAAAAAUACUAUUUACAGGUGAUUAUUCAAGAGAGGAGAAUCGACAUUUACAUUCAGCUGAAGUUCCUCCAAAUAGUCCAGAUAUUUUAAUUACAGAAUCAACUUUUGGUACUGGUACAUUAGAACCAAAAGCAGAAUUGGAAAAAAAAUUAACAAGUCAUAUUCAUGCUACAAUAACAAGAGGUGGUAGAGUUUUAUUACCAGUUUUCGCUUUAGGUAAUGCACAAGAACUUUUGUUAAUUCUUGAUGAAUAUUGGCAGAAAAAUGAAGAUUUACAGAGUGCAAAUGUUUAUUAUUGCUCAGGUUUAGCUAAAAAAUGUAUGGCCGUUUAUGAAACUUAUACAGGAAUUAUGAAUGAUAAGAUACGGCUCUCUUCUUCUGGUGAUUCUAGAUCUAGUCCUUUUGACUUUAAGUACAUAAAAUCUAUAAAAGAUUUAUCAAAAUUUUCAGAUUUAGGUCCUUCUGUAGUAGUCGCAACUCCAGGUAUGUUACAAGCUGGUAUAUCAAGACAAUUAUUAGAGAAAUGGGCACCUGAGCAGAAAAAUUUAGUAAUUUUAACUGGUUACUCAGUGGAGGGUACAAUGGCGAAAGAUUUGUUAAAGGAACCGCCAAUCAUACAAUCAAUAAAUAAUCCUGAUUUAAGUAUACCAAGAAGGAUAGGUGUUGAAGAAAUAUCAUUUGCAGCUCAUGUUGAUUUUCAACAAAAUUCAGAAUUUAUAGAUAAAGUGUCACCAUCAAAAAUUAUAUUGGUACAUGGUGACUCAGUUCCAAUGGGUAGAUUGAAAUCAGCAUUAUUGAGUAAGUAUUCAUCAAGAAGAGGGACAGACAGAGAAGUCAAAGUAUAUAAUCCAAAAAUAUGUGAAGAGUUGAUUAUAAAAUUUAAAGGGUUGAAAGUUGCUAAAGUUUUGGGGUCAUUAGCUGAAGAACAAUUACACCAACUAAAACAAGAAAUCGAAGAUCAAGUUAAGAAGGAUGAAGAAAAAAUUACGGAGAUUAAAGAAGAAAACGGUGAAGAUAAUAAAAUGGAGGUUGACGAAAAAGAAUCAGGAAAUGUAUCUGUUUUCAAACCAGGACAAAUAGUAUCAGGUGUCUUAGUCUCCAAAGAUUUUGAUCUAAAUCUUGUUCAAUUACAAGACUUGAAUGUAUUUACACAAUUAUCAACAUCAAUAGUAAAAUCAAAAAUAAACCUCAAAAUAAAUGCUGAUAUAUCAUUAAUGAUAUGGCAUCUUGAACAAAUGUUUGGAUAUAUAAAUAUUGUUACUGAUGACGAAGAAUCAUGGGAAUGUGUUAUAAUGGAUGUUGUUGAUAUUUUCAUAGAUAAAACAAAUAAUUCUGGUUUGUAUAUAUCAGUUGAAUGGAUCAAUGACAAUUUGAUGGCUGAUUCGUUGGCAGAUAGUAUAAUUGCAAUAUUGUAUUCCAUAGACUCAUCACCUGCAUCAGUUAAACUAACCUCAAAACAACAUAAUCACAGCCACAAUCAUAUAAGUGACAGGGUCAAAAUUGAAAAUGGCAUAAAGAAAAAGUUAAUCAAAAACGAUGACAUAGAAACAAGGAUUCAAAAAAUUUCAUUAAUCUUACAAGCUCAAUUUGGUGAUGCAUUAGAAAAUUUACCAGACGACAAGGCAAAAGUUACAAUUGGUAAAAAUGUUGCAAAUAUAAAUUAUAGAUCUUUGGAUAUUGAUUGUUCUUCAAAAGUAUUGAAAGAUCGUAUUGAAAAUAUCAUCAAGAGAGCUUGUUUAUUGAGUGCUCCAUUAGCUGUAUCGUCAAAGUUUGCAUAG
This is a messenger RNA of Lodderomyces jiufengensis, 2325 nucleotides long. RefSeq names its product cleavage polyadenylation factor subunit. Bases 1 to 2325 code for a protein of 774 amino acids. The record is from RefSeq and is a predicted model, not a curated record. Gene Ontology annotation, molecular function: RNA binding; RNA endonuclease activity; 5'-3' exonuclease activity. Gene Ontology annotation, cellular component: mRNA cleavage and polyadenylation specificity factor complex. The transcript has a single exon. Lineage: Eukaryota; Fungi; Ascomycota; Pichiomycetes; Serinales; Debaryomycetaceae. Gene Ontology annotation, biological process: mRNA 3'-end processing by stem-loop binding and cleavage.